CAGACGUUACACAGGUCACACUGUCACACACGGAAACGAGGGAUUACCGUCGUCUGCUGCGUAUCCUGGACCUUCAUGUUAACUUAAAAUAAGGAUUCCCAUGUAAACCCUUCAGACUGAGAGGAGAAGGUUAGGCAGUUUCUCUGUGAUGAUGGACAAUUAGUUCUGACAGUGCCCCAAUGGAAGCUCCAGUCACAGCUGCCCCUGCUCCCAACACCUCCACUCUGCCUCCCCCAGUUCCCCUUCGCCCGGCUGUCGCUCCGUCAGUCCAGCUUGGCUUUACCAUCCUCUACACCACUCUGUAUUCUGUACUCUUCCUGGUGGUGUACGUCCAGCUCUGGCUUCUCUACCUCUACAGACACAAACGAUGGAGCUACCAGAGUGUUUUUCUGUUCCUCUGCCUGCUCUGGGCUGCCCUCCGCACCACCUUGUUCUCCUUUUACUUCUGUAAUGCUCUGGAGGCCAAUCACCUACCUGUUGCAGUCUACUGGCUGCUCUACUGCUUCCCUGUUUGUCUGCAGUUCUUCACAUUCAGCCUCAUUAACCUGUAUUUUACUCAGGUGUUGCUCAAAGUGAGAGAGGCUUACAGCUUGGAAGGGAGCAAAAGACUGUGGCUGGCACGGUGCAUGUAUGCUGCAUUGAGCGCUGUCUUCCUCUGUGUCAACGUGGUUUGUGCUGCUCUCGGGGACCGAGGCCGCGGUGGUUCGGGGGACCGGACCUGGAACCUAGUCCUGGUUCGAGUCAUUGUUAAUGACUCGCUCUUCAUCCUGGAUGCCGUGUUACUGGCUGCUUUGCUGAUGUUCCUGACCAGGCGCUCGCACUCCACCAGCCCCUACCUGGUCAGCAAGGGAACCACUGUGUGCCGCACAGCAGCACUGGGAGCAGGAGUGAUCUUGUUGUUUGCCAGUCGAGCCUGCUACAACCUGACAGCCCUCUUUCUGUCCCAGGACCACCAAGUGGAGUCAUUCAACUUUGACUGGUACAACAUCUCUGACCAGGCUGACCUGCGUUAUCAACUGGGUGACAGCGGCUACCUGGUCUUCGGUGCCAUCCUCUUCAUAUGGGAACUGCUCCCAACCAGUCUGCUCAUCCUCAUCUUCAGGGUUCGGCAGCCCACUCAGGAGACUGGCAACAUGGCCAUUAACAACAGGGUCCUACCUCGUCCAUAUUUCUUUGAUGACCCUCAAGGCAGUGAUGAGGACAUGCCUGUUCCAUGGGCACGCAGUUCACAUCCACAAUCAAGCUGGUAUGGAGCAGAGACUGCUCCUCUCCUGUUUGCCACCAACCCCCCAGACCAGAACCACCAGCACCACUCGUUCUAUUCAACCCCCCAGAACUGACCUUGACUCCUGACCACGAUCAGGGCUGUGUGGAAUUCAUCUCCAGGACAAAAUAUAGACACAGCUCCCAGCCAGUAGUACCUCCCCCUGUGAGCAGUUUUUGCACUGAAAACCUCAGGAAAUCAUCACCAAACAGUGAAUAUGCACCUUGUAGUUUUUGAAGAGAGAAUACAUUAAAAAUCUUUCUUUGCUCAAAGGGAACAGACACGGUGGGAAAAGCCCUGCCAGAUGUGAAUAGCCAAAUAUUGUGCUCAGUGAGCUCUGUGUAAAGGUUAAGCUGAGGUUUAGCCACAAGAUUCCUUGUUUUAAAAAAGUCAUUGUCCCAUUGUUGGUGGUGAACUAGCUCUUACAAUUCCUAAAAAUGGCACAUCUAGCUUCAUUAGCAUUCCUUAAUACAUGUCAUGCAGUGUAGUUCAUGAACUCGCAGCAUGUGAUAACCACUAGUAACAGGCAUUAAUGAUACUGUUUUACAGUUUUGUACAGUUUAAAUAAAGGUGACAUCUUUUACACUGUUUCAAGUGUAUCAGAAACAGACUAAGAUACAAAUGAACAAUGGUCUCUUUUGGCAUUUUGUCUUUACAGCAAAGUACUGUUUUCUGUAAGACCACGGAUUUCUUUUGUAACCUUUAAUAAAUCAUUCAACCUCAGCUCAGCAGGAUCUCUUUUCUAAUCUCAGACCUAAACAUUGCUGCACAUAUUAUUAACAAUAUUGUUUUUGUUUGUUUCCUCUUUAUGGCCAGUGUCUGCUAUUCUUUAAGUUUGUAUGUCACACUUGUAAAGAGAGUCCUCAUUUUAAAAUUUCAAAAUUGAUUUAGAUUCUUAUCCCCUUCCUGUAUAAUUGUACUGUGUUAUGUAAAUUUAACUUAUUUCCUAACUAUAGUCCUACCUUUUUAUUGUAGCUGAUAAUCAAAUGUUUUUCGCUUUAUGUCUUUAUUAGAAUGAAGCUUCCUCAUAGUGAGUCACUCACCUGUGGCACAUGUGUGACUUCAGCACAUGACUGACAUUUACUAUGUAAAC
Messenger RNA from Seriola dumerili (greater amberjack), 2357 nucleotides. RefSeq names its product integral membrane protein GPR137-like (gene gpr137). The coding region runs from base 180 to 1340 and encodes 386 amino acids. Gene Ontology annotation, cellular component: lysosomal membrane. NCBI's taxonomy places the organism in Eukaryota, Metazoa, Chordata, Actinopteri, Carangiformes, Carangidae. The record is from RefSeq and is a predicted model, not a curated record. Gene Ontology annotation, biological process: positive regulation of TORC1 signaling. The transcript is spliced from 8 exons.